This is a messenger RNA of Tribolium madens (black flour beetle), 1258 nucleotides long. Its product is annotated as beta-1,3-galactosyltransferase 6. Lineage: Eukaryota; Metazoa; Arthropoda; Insecta; Coleoptera; Tenebrionidae. The record is from RefSeq and is a predicted model, not a curated record. The transcript is spliced from 2 exons. Gene Ontology annotation, biological process: glycosaminoglycan biosynthetic process. Gene Ontology annotation, cellular component: membrane. The coding region runs from base 64 to 1206 and encodes 380 amino acids. Gene Ontology annotation, molecular function: UDP-galactosyltransferase activity.
UCUGUCACUUGUCACCUGUGCUUGUCACAAUGCAAACAAAAACAUUCGAUUUUUGUAAAAACUAUGUUUGAAACCAUGAGAAGAAAAGUGAGCAAGCUAAAAUAUUACAAAACUUCAAUUUUGAUGGUUUUCUCAUUUUUGUUCGGUUGUAUGUUAACAAUAAACCUAACCCCCAUCGACAAGACUUGUAAAAUUGAAGAUUCAGAUAGGGAAUACAACAUCAUGAGAAACUCAAAGUUAAAAAAUCCGGACCUCAUUAUUUUAAUUCUCUCAGCCCCCAGAAAUAUGGACAGGCGAAAUGUGAUUCGCCAAACUUGGCUUCAACUCGUGGAUACGAACCCUGAAGAUGAGGAGAAUAUUAAAUUUAAAAUGAAACAUUACUUUGUCAUUGGAAGUUUAGGUUUGUCUGUUGAUGAUAUUUUACAUUUAAGUACUGAACAAUCUCAGUUUAGUGAUAUUUUAAUUCUUCCUAUGUAUGAUAGUUACCAGAAUCUUACAAUGAAAGUGUUGAAAAGUUUUGAGUGGUUGGAUGAGCAAUUUGACUAUGGAUUGGGGUUCAGAUAUGUCCUCAAGUGUGACGAUGAUAGUUUUGUGCGGCUUGAUAAACUAUCAACAGAGAUUGCAAAUGUGGAACUAAUUUAUCUCAAAUCUGAUUUGAAAUACGUCAAAUCAUUGGCUGAAAAUGAUGCGUCCCCAUUUAUUCGGUCAAACGUGCAAAUAAACAAAGAUGGCACCAAAAACGAAUUGGAGUUGUACUGGGGUUACUUCCAUGGGAGCGCCAAAGUAAAAACUGCAGGGAAGUGGAAGGAACCCAACUGGAUAUCUUGUGAUAGAUAUGUACCUUAUGCCCUUGGAGGAGGGUAUAUUUUAUCAAGAAAACUUAUAUCAUUUAUUGCUCAGAAUCGAGAUAAUUUUAGACAGUAUAACUCUGAAGAUGUGAGUGUAGGGAGUUGGUUGGCCCCUGUCACAAAUAUUUUGAGACUCCAUGACAUAAGAUUUGAUACUGAGUGGACUUCAAGAGGUUGCCAAAACUUCUACUUGAUCACUCAUAACAUAACAAAGGAAGAAAUGCAGAAAAUGUACGAUAACAUCAUCACAACUAAUAAUUUAUGUAGUGCAACCAGUAUAAAAAGACGCCAUUAUUUUUAUAACUGGGCUGUGCCCCCUAGUCAGUGUUGUAACCUCAAAGAGAAAGAAAAAACUUAAAAUUGUAUUUAUUUACGUUCAUGCAUUUUUACAAUAAACUCAUCAAUCAUCA